Messenger RNA from Alnus glutinosa, 2437 nucleotides. Its product is annotated as receptor-like kinase TMK4. Bases 134 to 2335 code for a protein of 733 amino acids. Gene Ontology annotation, molecular function: ATP binding; protein binding; protein kinase activity. Lineage: Eukaryota; Viridiplantae; Streptophyta; Magnoliopsida; Fagales; Betulaceae. Gene Ontology annotation, biological process: protein phosphorylation. The record is from RefSeq and is a predicted model, not a curated record. The transcript is spliced from 2 exons.
AAACUCUGGCGGCCGGAGUCUUAUAACCUCCCCAAACCAACACCCUUUCACAAAACACUCGCAGAGAAAAUCCCCUCUCCUGUCUCUACAAAAGAUACCACUCCUCUCUCUCUCUCUCUCUCUCUAUCUGGAAAUGGGUCACUCGAGAACUCUUCUCUGUCUCUCUACCUUCAUUCUCCUCGCCCUUUCAUCCUUCACCGCCGCCGAUGACGCCGCUGUCAUGGCCGAGCUCCUCGCCGCCCUCAGCCCCGUCCCGAGCGGCUGGUCCGCCAGCACAGCCCCCUGUCAGUGGAAGAACGUGAGCUGCAACAGCAACGAUCGUGUCACAUCCAUCGUCUUGGUUUCCAAGAAUCUCUCGGGCACUCUUCCCUCCAAUCUCGGCUCUCUCACCCAGCUCAUCUCUCUCUCUCUCCAAGGGAACUACUUCUCCGGGCCCCUACCCUCCCUUGCCAACCUCUCGUCUCUUCAACAACUCUACCUUGACAACAACAAUUUCAACUCCAUCCCCGCCGGCUUCUUCCAAGGACUCAAGAGCCUGAAGUUCUUGUUCCUGAGUUCGAACUCGAAUCUUUCACCCUGGACUAUCCCCACCGAGUUGAAUCAGGCCACUAGCCUGGUCACGCUCGCUGCCGGCACUUCGAAUUUGGUUGGGCCCUUACCGGAUAUCUUCGACUCCUUUCCCAAUCUGAAGGUUCUCGAUCUUGCAUUCAACGAUCUCACUGGCCCUUUGCCUAAAUCUUUCGGAGGAUCUGGGAUUCAGAACCUCUCGCUCAACAACCAGGUAAAUGGCUUGUCGGGUACCAUCGACGUGUUGUCUUCGAUGACCCAGUUGAACCAGGUAUGGCUCCAGGAGAACCAGUUCACGGGUCCGAUCCCAGAUUUGUCCUCCUUGCCGGGCCUGCAGGUUCUUGACGUUUCGAACAAUAACUUUACAGGGUCGAUACCGAAAUUCGCGUCGACGGUGAAGUUCACUGCGACUGGCAAUCCGUUGCUUGGGACGACUACUCCGAGCUCUGGAAAUGGAGGAACAUCCUCGGGUUCAAAUGGCACAACGCCUAGUGGGAGUCCGGCCGGAACAGGGUCGGGUGGUAGUUCCGUCUCUACCGGUAUGAUUGCUGGUAUAGUUAUUGCUGUUGUGAUUUUCGUUGUGGUUUUGUUAUUUGUUUGGAUUAAAUGUUAUGUUGGUAGGGGGCAUAGGAAGUUUGGAAGGGUGGAGAACACUGAAAAUGGGAAGGAAGUUGUUAAGAAUGGCAUAAUCGGUGGUGAUCUUCCUGUUUUCGAGGGCGGAAAUGUCGCAAUUUCAAUCCAAGUUCUUAGACAAGUCACUAACAAUUUUAGCGAAGAUAACAUUUUGGGUAGCGGGGGAUCUGGAGUUGUGUACAAAGGAGAAUUGCAUGAUGGGACUAAGAUUGCUGUGAAGAGGAUGGAAUCUGUGGCAAUGGGUAGCAAAGGAAUGAAAGAAUUUCAGGCUGAGAUUGCAGUCCUUACUAAAGUUAGGCAUAGGCAUCUGGUUGCUCUUUUAGGAUCCUGUGUCAAUGGCAAUGAGAGGUUUUUGGUGUUCGAGUAUAUGCCUCAGGGGACGUUAACACAGCAUUUGUUCUAUUGGCCUGAGAAUGGCUGCUCUCCUCUUACUUGGAAGCAGAGGGUUACAAUAGCAUUGGAUGUGGGACGAGGAGUGGAGUAUCUCCACAGCUUAGCUCAACAAAGUUUCAUUCAUAGAGAUUUAAAACCAUCCAACAUACUUCUUGGGGAUGAUAUGAGGGCCAAGGUUUCGGAUUUUGGUUUGGUUAAAAAUGUGCCUGAUGGGAAGGACUCUGUGGAGACACGUCUGGCUGGGACAUUUGGGUAUCUCCCACCCGAGUAUGCAGCUACCGGUAGAGUGACAACAAAAGUGGAUGUUUAUGCUUAUGGAGUGGUUUUGAUGGAGCUGAUUACUGGUAGAAAAGCGCUGGAUGAUAGUGUGCUAGAUGACUGGUCUGAUAUGGUCACAUGGUUCCGCAGCGUCCUAAUAAACAGGGAGAACAUACCGAAGGCCAUUGAUCAAACUCUUAACCCCGACGAAGAGACCAUGGAGAGCAUAUACAAAGUAGCCGAGCUGGCAGGACAUUGCACUGCUCGGGAGCCAUACCAAAGACCCGAUAUGGGGCAUGCAGUCAGCAUCUUAAGUCCUCUGGUAGAGCAGUGGAAACCAUCUUCUCAAGAAGCAGAAGAGAGCAAUGGCAUUGACUUAGACAUGACCCUUCCUCAAGCUCUUACGGCGUCGCUUUGUAACGUCAAUAAUAAUUACAACUCGCAAUCUUUUUGUAACAUCAAUAAUAAAUAUUACUCGCAAUAGUACGAAUCACUGUAAGAUAGGUCUAUAUUGAGGGUGUCGAGCCUCAAGAAUUGUGUUGGUUGUAUUAUAAGUCUUAAUAAAACUUACUCUAACUUUAAAGAA